UUGGUAAGUUGUAAAUUAUAAGUUAUUAUAUGUAUUUAUCUAAAAACUAAGACUUAUAUUACAUUAAAUUCCUAUUUAAAUUUUAGAUUUGGGAAAAGUGGAAAUACAAUUAUAGAUGAUUUUAUUCUUGAAAAAAAAUUAAAAUGGAUUCCUUAUAACAAAUUUAAAAAUGUUGAAUAUCUUAAUGAAGGAGGGUUUGGUACUAUAUACAAAGCUAUUUGGUUAAAGAAUAAUGAAGAAAAAAAAGUAAUUCUUAAAUGUCACAAGAAUAUAAAUGAAAAUUUAAAUGAAUUUUUGAAAGAAUGGGAAUAUCAUAUAUUAUUAAAUUUUAUGGAUUUACAGAAGAUCCAAAUACUUCAAAAAAUAUGGUAGUAUUGGAUUAUGCAAAUAAAGGUAAUUUAAGAGAAAAUUUAACAAGAAUAGUUGAAAAUAAUUGGAAACAAAAAUUAUUUAUGUUGUACCAUAUUAUUUCUGGACUUAGUAAGAUACAUGAAAAAAAUCUUAUUCAUUGUGAUUUUCAUGAUGGUAAUAUUUUAAAUCAUAAUGAUAAAAACGAAGAUAAAAUUUAUAUUAGUGAUUUAGGAUUAUGUCAACCUGUAAAAUCGGUUUUGGAAAAGUAUGAUAUUUAUGGUGUUAUGCCAUUUAUGGCUCCUGAAGUUUUAAGAGGCAAAUCUUAUACUCUAGCUAGUGAUAUAUAUAGCUUUUCAAUGAUUAUGUGGGAGUUUACAUCUGGAGUACCACCAUUUAAUGAUAGAGCACAUGAUAUUCAACUUAGUUUAAGUAUCUGUAAAGGUGAACGUCCUGAAAUUAUUGAAAAUACUCCACAAUGCUAUGUAGAUUUAAUGAAAAAAUGUUGGAACGAAGAUCCAUUAAAAAGGCCAUCUACUUCAGAAGUGGAAAAAGUUAUUAAGAAUUGGAUUUUCCGUCCUUAUAAUAAUGAAGUAAAUGAAGAAUUAAAAAGCAAUAUUAUGGCAUUUAUAAAUGCACCAAUUGGACGUAACAAUCUUGCUACUAAAUCUCAUCCUAAAGUAUGUUAUACAAGUCGCUUAUUUGAUUUUACUAGUAAAAAAUUGAAUGAAAUUCUUGAAGAUUCACAAGCUAAAGCAAAUGAAAUGCUAGUAAGUGAAGAUUUGAAUGAUUAUAUAAUUAAGGAUUUGGGGUCAUUAGGUAUUAAAAUAGAUGAAAAUUAACCAGUCAUUGUUUGUUUUUAAAAAAAUUUAUAGUUUUAUUUAAGUGAUAUUUGAGAUUACACAUUCAAAAGAAAUUGAUCUUUGUUUUAUUCUUUUUAGAUUUAUUUAAACA
Molecule: messenger RNA, 1302 nt
Organism: Rhizophagus irregularis DAOM 181602=DAOM 197198
Lineage: Eukaryota; Fungi; Glomeromycota; Glomeromycetes; Glomerales; Glomeraceae
Source: RefSeq, a predicted model, not a curated record